UGCGGUUGACAAUCCUCGACCUUUUUAACUUCGCUCAGCAGUUGAGUUGCUUUAGCACAACGACUGAGGCCAUGGUUACGAAAAAAAAGUGGCCGAAGCUCUGGCGUUGCAGCUCUGCACUUGCGAAACAGGCCGAAUUGUUUGGGACAAGCAAUAACACUAAUUUCAUGACCGGUCCGAUGUCCAUUCCCCAUCGUCGAUGCUCAGCCUCAGAUUGGGGUGGAAAUAACUCAAGAUGAUGUUGAGAGGUCAAAGCAGGAAGAGAAGUAGGAGAUUCAGCUGUGUUGAUCCUAUGAAUCAGGAGGCAAGACAAGCUGUUGCUGUUGGUAACGUGAAGCGUGUCAAAGAGCUUUUAUCUAUAGGACUAUCCCCCAAUGAAGCUGACUGCAAUGGUUGGACGUUGCUUCAUCUUGCAUCAUCAAGAGGAAGGGAAAGAGUACUAAGAGAACUCUUAGAACAUCAAGGCUCGCCCUGUGCUAGAGACGGGAUAGGAGGAUUCACCUGUUUGCACUAUGCUGCCAUGCACGGAAGAACACGUCUAGCUCAGCUUCUCCUGGAAUACGACAAAGACAAUAAAUAUGACCUGGUGAACUCUCCAAGUUCCGAUGGUUGGACACCUCUCCAUGUAGCAGCUCACUACGGCAGGGAGUCCUUUGUCAGGAUGCUCCUACAACAAGGAGCCAGAGUGGAUGCUUUAAGCACUAAAGGUACAAGUCCCUUACAGCUUGCAAUCAUCAGGGAAAAGGUUCCUUGUGUCAAGUUACUCCUAGACUAUGGUUCUGACAUUGAUAUCCAGACGGGGUUCCCACUGAGGUAUACCAUCUUGAAAGGAAAUAUGUUUUUAGCGAGACUGCUUCUGUUGAACGGUGCUGAUCCUAACCUUGGUAGAUCAGAAGAUGGCCAGACACCCUUACACCUGUCAGCAAUGAAGGACGAUGUAGUUUGUUGUUCGUUGCUUUGUACCUUUGGUGCUGAUAGCCAUGCAGUUAAUGAUGAUGGCAAGACUCCUCUUGAGAUGUACAAAUCUUUAAAUGAAGGAGGAACAGGUCUCAGUCUGUCAGUUCUUACUACAUCAUCAAGAGCCCCAAGAACCCUUCAGGAUCAUUGUCGUCUUGUAAUCCGCCGCAGACUUGGCCAGAAAAGACUUCAUCAUAUCAAUGUCUUGCCCAUUGCAAACAUUGUCAAAGACUAUGUCAGAUACAAAGACCAUUUCUGAUAGGAGCUUAGGUAAAAGUCUUUAACGAUUAUUAGGGAAUCUAACCCACCUGCUACAUACACUGUAGGUAUGUGUUUAUGGAGCAU
This is a messenger RNA of Lytechinus variegatus (green sea urchin), 1302 nucleotides long. It is a transcript of the gene asb7, whose product is annotated as ankyrin repeat and SOCS box protein 7-like. Gene Ontology annotation, biological process: intracellular signal transduction. Gene Ontology annotation, molecular function: protein binding. The record is from RefSeq and is a predicted model, not a curated record. The transcript has 4 exons. The coding region runs from base 236 to 1216 and encodes 326 amino acids. NCBI's taxonomy places the organism in Eukaryota, Metazoa, Echinodermata, Echinoidea, Temnopleuroida, Toxopneustidae.